AUGGUUAGUCUUUUUGUAUUAUUUAUCCCACUGGACGGGAAUUUAUGUUUAAUGGCUCACGAGGGUGCAGUCCACCUGUAUUCUCUACGGCCAGCGUGAACGUCGCAUUGCAAUUUACCCAAAAAUGAAAUCUUGAAUCGUGUAACUUUCGCCGACUUUUUCAGGUGAACUUUACGGUCGGAGAAAUUCGUCGUUUGAUGAAUUUCCACAAAAACAUCCGCAAUAUAUCUGUUAUCGCCCACGUCGAUCACGGAAAAUCAACCCUCACAGACUCCCUCGUCUCAAAAGCAGGCAUUAUCGCUGAGGCCCGUGCAGGCGACACGCGAUUUACAGAUACGCGGAAGGACGAACAGGAACGCUGCAUUACCAUUAAAUCAACGGCUAUCUCUCUUUACAAUGAGUUGGGACCUGAACAGUUGGCGUUCGUGCGAAAAAUCCAGCCGUUGGCCACCAAUGAGGAGGGUAAGGAGGAGUGUGGAUUUCUCAUCAACCUGAUUGACUCACCCGGCCACGUGGACUUCAGCUCCGAAGUCACUGCCGCUCUCCGAGUGACGGACGGCGGCUUAGUCGUCGUAGAUGCAGUGUCAGGUGUGUGCGUGCAGACAGAAACGGUGCUACGUCAAGCUAUCACUGAACGAAUCAAGCCCAUCCUCUUCUUGAAUAAGUUGGAUAAAGCCAUAGGCACAAUGGGCCAGGAUCCGGAGAGUCUGUACCAGCAUCUGUCAAGGGUCGUGGAAAGCACGAACGUUAUCGUUGCCCAGUUUAGUGAACAUGAUGGUCCGAUGGGUGACGUCACUGUCAACCCCGGCAUUGGUACUGUAGGUUUCGGUUCCGGUUUACAGAGCUGGGCCUUCACCCUUCACACCAUGGCCUCCUUCUACGCAAAGCGGAUAGGUGUGCCCGCAGAGAAGCUGCUCUCCAGGCUGUGGGGCGACAACUUCUACAAUGCUAAAGAAAAGAAGUGGAAGAAGAAACAGGGUGGUCCCGAGGACGUCCGAGGCUUCGUCCACUUUAUCUUGGACCCAAUCUGCAAAAUCUUCCGUGCCGUCAACGACGAAAACAAGGCUGAAAUCCAAAAACUCCUCAAGAUCAUUGAUGUUAAACUUAGUUCAGAAGAAUCCGAAUUGCCUUCUAAACAGAUGCUGAAGUGCAUUAUGCACAAAUGGCUGCCGGCUGGUGAUUGUCUCCUAGAGAUGAUCUGCAUCCACCUUCCCAGCCCUGUGGUCUCACAAAAGUAUCGCAUGGAGCUAUUGUACGACGGGCCCCACGACGACGAGGCUGCUGUUGCCAUCCGGGACUGCGAUCCAGAGGGACCACUCAUGAUGUAUGUAAGCAAGAUGGUUCCUACCUCGGAUAAAGGUCGCUUCUACGCCCUUGGUCGUGUAUUCUCUGGAAAGGUCGCUACCGGCCAGAAAGUUCGAAUCAUGGGAGCGAACUUUGUUUACGGGAAGAAGGAUGAAUUGUACGAGAAAACCAUACAGCGUACAAUCCUGAUGAUGGGUCGUUACACCGAAGCCAUUGAGGAUGUGCCCUGUGGAAAUAUCUGCGGUCUGGUUGGCGUUGAUCAGUUUCUGGUGAAGACUGGAACCAUCACAACCUUUGCCGGGGCGCACAAUAUGCGUCAGAUGAAAUUCAGCGUCAGCCCCGUCGUCCGUGUUGCCGUAGAUUGCAAAAACCCGAGCGAUCUGCCAAAGCUAGUCGAAGGUUUGAAACGGUUGGCAAAGAGUGACCCUAUGGUUCAGGUAGGUUAUUUUGAUAAAUCUGAAAUUCUCUUAGAUCUACACAGAGGAGUCCGGCGAGCACAUCAUAGCCGGUGCUGGUGAAUUGCACCUUGAAAUUUGCCUGAAAGAUCUGGAGGAGGAUCAUGCAUGCAUUCCAAUCAAGAAGUCCGAUCCAGUUGUCUCGUACAGAGAAACAGUUACGGCCGUCUCUUCGCAACAAUGCUUGUCAAAGUCUGCCAACAAACACAAUCGGUUGUACUUCCGAGCCGAACCUCUGGGUGAUGAGUUGACGAACCUGAUUGAUGAGGGAGACAAGUUUGCGAGGAUGGAUCCAAAGGAAAGAGGGCGUUUGUUGAUUGAUGAGCACGGCUGGGACGCAACCGACAGCCGGAAGAUUUGGUGCUUUGGUCCAAACGGCACCGGUCCUAACCUCGUUGUAGAUGUUACAAAGGGUGUGCAGUACCUCAAUGAUAUCAAAGAUAGCGUCGUGGCUGCAUUCCAGCUGGUCACAACGGACGGUGUGCUCUGCAACGAAACCAUGCGUGGCAUUCGGUUCAACAUCGAAGAUGUUGUAUUGCAUGCUGAUGCAAUUCACAGAGGAGGUGGCCAAAUCAUGCCCACUGCGAAGCGUUGUUUCCUUGCCAGUUGUCUGACAGCGUCUCCUAUGAUAAUGGAACCUGUGUACAUAUGCGAAAUUCAGACACCUGAAGAGGCCCUUGGUGGUAUUUACAGCACCCUCAACAAGAAACGGGGCGUCAUUUUCAGCGAGGAAAAUACUCCUGGAACCCCAAUAUACAUUGUAAAGGCACAUCUCCCUGUCAACGAGUCUUUCGGUAAGAACGUUUUUUUAAAAUCUAAUCACCUUCUCCAGGAUUCACUGCUGAGCUCCGUGCCAACACCGGUGGCAGAGCUUUCCCUCAAUGCCAGUUUGAUCACUGGCAACUCUACCCUGGUGAUCCUCUGGAUCCCAACAGCAAGUCGGGAACCCUUGUCGCAAGUAUCAGGAAACGCAAAGGAAAGCCGGAGGCGAUACCACCACUUGACCACUUCAUUGAUAAGCUUUGA
Molecule: messenger RNA, 2786 nt
Organism: Spirometra erinaceieuropaei
Lineage: Eukaryota; Metazoa; Platyhelminthes; Cestoda; Diphyllobothriidea; Diphyllobothriidae
Source: the annotation of a GenBank genome assembly